AUGUUUGAAAGCGUUCUCUCAGAAACUCAUCUUGUAAGACAUCUGUUAAUUCAUAUUGAUGAGAAACCUUAUGACAGCAAAAGACGUGAGAAAGCCUUCAGAAGUAAGACAACAUUCAUUAUAUAUCAGAGGGAAAUAAAGAUGGGAGAUAAAGCCAAAGAAUGUACAGAAUGUGGAAAAGGCUUUUCUCAUAAGGUAGAUCUCAAGACACAUCAGAAAAUUCACACUUGGGAGAAGCCCUAUGAAUGUGCUGAGUGUGGGAAAAACUUAUGUAACCUAGAUCUCUGCAAGCCCUGGACAAUUCAUACUGGAGAGAAACCCUAUGAAUGUACCAAAUGUAGAAAAGCUUUCCCCCUAAAAGCACCCCUCAUCAGGCAUCAGAAAAUUCAUACCGGAGAGAAACCCUGUGAAAGUAAUGAAUGUGGGAAAGCUUUCAGAUUGAAGCCAGAACUCAUCAGACAUCAGAAGGUUCAUUCUGAGGAGAAAGCCUUCUCCCAGAAAGGACACCUCAUUAAGCAUCAGUUAAUUCAUACUGGUGAAAAACCACAUGAUUGUAAAUAG
Delphinapterus leucas (beluga whale) is the source of this 561-nucleotide messenger RNA. The record is from RefSeq and is a predicted model, not a curated record. NCBI's taxonomy places the organism in Eukaryota, Metazoa, Chordata, Mammalia, Artiodactyla, Monodontidae.